AUGGCCGACGAUGACAAGGCGGCGAAGCUGGCCGCAGCCAAGAAGAGGGUAGAAGAGUUGAAGAAGAAGAAGACCAAGAAGGCCGGCACCACAAAGAAGGAGAAGGGAGAAGCGACCGCGGCAGAGCCCAGUGCUUCCAAGGCAGACGAAGCCGAAGCCGAACCCACCACGCCCGCCGAGACCGCCAACGAGGACGAAAAGGCGGAGGAAAAGGAGGCGUCUGAAGCCGUCGCCGAGCAGCCUACAUCCCCAACCGCCUCCCAGCCAUCACUAGCUCAACAAUCGAAGCUCAGGUCGGCUUCCUUCAGACAAGGCUCUAUUUCCACAGGCCCCCUUUCACCUGGAGCACAGGGUCCCGAGGGCGAAACCGCAACCGACAUCUACCGGAAGCAAGUCGCUCGCAUAGAGGAGCUCGAGAAGGAGAACAAGCGUCUCACAAAGGAAUCAACAGACUCCGAGAAGAGAUGGAAAAAGGCCGAGGAGGAGUUGGCGGACUUGCGCGAGACGGAGGGGGGGAGCAAUGGGGCGGAAAGCCAGGUUGAGAAACUGAAAUCCGAGAUCGAGGCCCUUCAACGCCAAAACUCUCAACUACAGCAACAGGCCUCCCGCUCCGGCGGCCGUCACGGCUCAUCACCUUCCGUUUCCAUGUCUUCGCCCCCCGCCGAACUCGAAGCCCAGCUGGCGUCCAAGACCUCGACGAUCGAGUCCAUGGAAAUCGAGAUCUCUAAGCUGCGCGCCCAAGUCGACCGCCAAGCAAGCGGUACCUCCUCUGAGCGCGAACAAAUCGCCGCUCUCGAAGAUAAGCUUGCCCGCUCCGAAAAGGCCGCCGCUCAAGCCCAGAACGAGCUGGCAGACCUGCGCAAGAACCUCGACCGCACCGCCGAGAAGGCUGUUCGGGAAGGCAGCGAGCGCACAUCCGCCGAGACGAAACUCCGCACGCUCGAGCACGAGCUCGCUGGUGCUAUAGAUGCGCGCCUCGAGGCCGAGAAGAAGGCGGAUGGCUUCGAGAAGAAGGUGACGACUCUGACGACCCUUCACAAGGAACAGGACUCGCGUACCCAGACUCUGCGCAAGGAGAAGGAGCGCGCGGAGAAGGAAGUCAGCGAGCUCAAGGCCCGCGUCGAGAGCCUCGAGAGCGAGAACACGCGCCUGCGUAGCCGUAAGUCGACCGAGAGCGGCGGCGGUCUUGACGAUGACGGCGUCGAUGAGCUCGAGAACGAGGAGCGUCUGCGUCUGGAGAAGAAGGUACGGGAUCUUGAGAAGGAGGUUUACGACCUUCGCCACGGACACUGGCAGGAGAAGCGCCGCGAGAUGCAGCCGGGCCCUCAGAGCCCCGGGUUCGAGAACGUCAGUCUGAGCAACAGCCGUGGCACCUCGCCCUCUGCGCACCGCAAGCAGCCCACCCACGGCGGCAUCGGCGACUUCUUCCAGAGCGGCAUCAACGCGCUCACCGGCACUGGAGACGAUGAGUUCCUCGAGGACGAUGACAUGGACUUUGACGAGGAUGCGUUCCGCCGCGCGCAAGAGGACGAUGCGAAGGCGCGACUUGAGCGCAUCAAGGAGAUUAAGCGCACGCUAACGAACUGGGAGGGUUGGAGGCUGGACCUCGUCGAGAACCGGCGGGGCGGCUCCGAGGGUCUCGGCGAGGUUUUUGAGGUCUAG
Molecule: messenger RNA, 1662 nt
Organism: Colletotrichum chrysophilum
Lineage: Eukaryota; Fungi; Ascomycota; Sordariomycetes; Glomerellales; Glomerellaceae
Exons: 3
Coding region: 1-1662 (553 amino acids)
Source: RefSeq, a predicted model, not a curated record